GUGGGAGAUUCUCCGGAACAGAUGGUGGCGGUAAUGCACUCUUUACUUUGAUUACAAACUACGUAAAACCAGCGAAGAAGAAAACUCUUGUUUCCGGUUGUUUCCUUUGCCUGGGUCUAGUGGAACGAUGGCAGGUGGACAGGGAGYAGAGGAUCUGUUCGACAGCAUUCUUUUAGCCGAUGAAAGGUUCAGAGGUGAGGGCUACCAGGAGGGAUUUGAGAAGGGGACCAGUCAGGGGCUGAAGGAAGGCCGCRGACACGGAGCAUCUCAUGGAGCCAAGCUGUCCUCUGAGGUUUCCUUUUAUUAUGGUUUUGCCAUCACAUGGAAAUGUCUUCUACAACGCUGCACAGAUAACAAAUCCAGAAAGCGGAUGAAGGUACUAGACAGUCUAGUGGCUUUGAUCCAGAACCUUCCUUUUGAUGAUCCCCAGUCUGUGAAGCUACAGGAUGAUAUUGAGAAGCUCCGAGCCAAGUUCAGACAGGUCUGCUCAAUGCUCAAUGUCCCCACUGACUUUAAGGAAUACUUCAAAGCGGCUGAAGGGACUUCAUUCUGAGUGUGAAGCAGCAGAGCCAGCUGCUGCUGUGCCCCACAGACAGAAGAGGAAACGGGCUGCUGUGACCGCUUCAUUUGAAGCAGCAGCUGAUUGGUCUGCWGUGAAGCCCUGGGGAUGCUGUGAAGCAGAAACUGUGGUCUUUAAGAGUCAAACUUGUUGUUCAUGGUCCUCACUAAGAUGAAACUACUUAAGAAAAUAAAAGCAGGCAUGACUUGACUCUUGUUAGACACCAGAAUUGGGAUAAUUUGGAUUUGUGUGUGACUGAAAACAGUGGAUUUGUUGCAUUUAUUCUCGCAGCCUGGGUACGGCAGCACAACGUUACCUUUGGAAGACACAAAGACUGAGUCGGUGGACUGGACUGCCGUCAACUUCAUCGAUGUGACGGUGGGCUGGCAGCAGAAAUGUAAUUACUGAAUUGAAUGAAAGAGACCCAUCUCCUGGCUUCUAGCACUGUCUCUGUGAAAAGAAGCUCAGCUUGAAUCAGGAYGUGACGUUUACUCACAGAGGACAGUCUCACAGAUAGAAUACCAGGUUUUAAUACAACCUGCUGUCUGUCCAGUAUUAGUUUUUUACUCACUGAAGCAUUUCCAAGAGAUCAAUACACUUAUGUGUAUUUAAUGAUGCUGUUCUUUCAAUAAAGUAUUUUAUUUACUCAC
Austrofundulus limnaeus is the source of this 1209-nucleotide messenger RNA. RefSeq names its product LTO1 maturation factor of ABCE1 (gene lto1). The record is from RefSeq and is a predicted model, not a curated record. The transcript is spliced from 5 exons. Lineage: Eukaryota; Metazoa; Chordata; Actinopteri; Cyprinodontiformes; Rivulidae. Bases 128 to 553 code for a protein of 141 amino acids.